AUGACCUCCAUCCAGCUUUUCCCCAAUGUCGAGCACACCCCCGUGGUGCCGAAGGAAUGGGGGUCAGGCAAGCUAAAGGAGGACGUCAAUGUAUACAUCCCGGGGCCCCCUACCUGGCAAUACAAGGGAGAACCAAUAGAUCAGUUUUACACCCUCACCAAGCUCAAACUUAGUAACGUCCGCAGUAACGAUGCUUUACUUUCGAAACCACAAGAGGCUCCUAUGGGAGAAAUUCUCAUCAACAAAGAUUUCCCUGCAGAACAUCCGUACAGUUCUCACAUGCCGAGGUAUUCACUCUUUCCUAAGUUUGAUUCCCCGGAGGAUCCAAAGAGGGGAGUGGCUGCAAGAAAAGUCCAGCCAAUUAAUGCUGAGAUGCCAGCGACAGCCCAUGAUGUCACUAUUCUCCACAAAACAAAAGGGCAUGGACAUCGACAGGAGGUUGAAACGAUUCCUAAGGCAUCGGAGAAGAAAGCCCUGGAAUGGUCAGGAGAACAUGGAUUUAAUCAGCUUGUGAAGACUCAUGGUGGAAGACAACAAUUUUACCCCAUCCCACCAAAGACUGUGGCUCCAAAUCUCCAGGACCGUUGGCCGGAUAUGAAGGUGUCUGAUCGAACAGCUAAUGCUUUACGUAAUGUAGAGCGAAACCAAUGGCACACAACAUAUGACCUCAAUCACACUGGACUAGGCCCGGCUAACCCACUCAAGCUCGACAAUAUCGAUGACAAGAUAGCCAAAUAUGAAGCCACUGGUCUUGAUGACGAUAUACUGUACCCACGAUCGAUAAACACAAUUGACCCUCCACGGCCAUUUGAAGGGCGCAUUUCAAAAAUGCUCAUCCCAAAGCCACCAAACCAGAAACCGGACAAAUCUGCAGACCAGAAUACAGGAUAUGUGAGGAUGAUGACCCUACAUGAGAAAGAAGAGGACCGUUUGUGGAAUGGUAAGGAGUAUGUGAGUUUACCUAACACUAACAAAGGUGCCACUAAACAGCACAAGAAUUUACGCUGGAAGGAACUUAAUGAUGGGGCACACCCUCAGGUAAAUAUCAACAAACUGAAUGAGGCAGCUGAGGGGGAGUUCCCAGACGACAUUCCUUACGUCCCGACAGUAGGGAUGCCUGAGAGAACAGAGGAGGACUACCUCGCCACCACCAAAGUCAAACGAGACAUGGACAUCCAGGAGAUGGAAGCACAAAACCGCUUCAAGGUUUUGGAGGCCCAGACACCUGGUCAUGAACUGACAGCUCUUAACUGUAAGUACCAACAUCUGAACGACAAAGAAAAACCAAACACUUUCUAUAGUCACGAGGGCAAGUACAAUGAGGAAAGAGCUGGGAUGUACCGUACCAGUUAUAUACCUGAACGCCUCACCAACAGUAUGAGCGGACUCGAGCGAAGCCCACCAGAAAUCAUGAAUACUAUGCAUUCUCAUGUAGAUGCUUUGAAUUUACCAACAAAGCUGAAUAGAGAUAUGAAAGAUGCUUUAAGAUAUAGUCGCACUUUAAAUACCAGCACCCCGAACUUAACCGGCGAUAUGCGCGAUUCCUACGAGGUUUUAACUCCAUUAAACCAUGUUAAAGAGGCACAGAAAAUGACACUCCAACCAACAGAGGAAACAGCACGAGUUCCUGUCCUGGAGAAAGAGACGAUUCUCAAGGAGAGUGUCACUGGUAGUAGCUACAAUACACACAAAUUUCUACAGGAAAAUCAGCUACCCAGAUUUGCCCGACAGGAACCACUGAAUGUUAUGUCGACAGAAAAUCAAAACUUAGCCAAUGUUCGUCUGAUAUCAGGAUUAAAACCACAGAAAAGUGUGUCAUUUUCAGACAGCGUCACUGUGGCAAGUGGUGAUGAGAACGGAAAUGUGCGGAUUAUAAGCGCUCCGUCAAGAAUGCAGCGCGGAGAAGGUAAAGAAAAUAUCCCCCCAUGUAAGGUUAGUUCUACACAGUACACCAGCACCCAGGCACUGUAUCAUCCUAUGAAUGACCAGGAGGAACCUCCCAAACAAGAGCCCUCCAUCUUUGAGCUUCAGAUGAAAGCAUUGAGUGAGGAAAGAGAGUUGGAAAAACAGAUGGAAAAGAAAGAAAACCCUGUUAUGGCCACACGACAACCGAGACGCCGAGCAGCAACUUCUCUUGAUACUGAAUACCAUGAUGAAUAUAGGAGUUUGUCUUCAAAUAUCGCCCCAACCAAUUUACGACAUUCCAUGCAGUUCAGCACAGCUUAUCAAAACCAGUUUCCAGUAUACCAUGACCUCACUUACAAACAAGACCCACGCUUCCUGUGGGAACCAGGUUUUGGUUCACCUAGACCGCAGACGGAUCUGAUCAAAAUACAGGAUCGCUUCAGCAAGUCUAAUGUUCGAAAGAAGUUCCACAGCACAUUCAUGGAGAGUAAUCCUGAUCUUCGGGAGAAUAUAGUCAAAGGGAAAAAACAUUCAUUUUUUGGUAUGAAUGCCCAAAAUUUGCACGGCUAA
Molecule: messenger RNA, 2475 nt
Organism: Ylistrum balloti
Lineage: Eukaryota; Metazoa; Mollusca; Bivalvia; Pectinida; Pectinidae
Exons: 9
Coding region: 1-2475 (824 amino acids)
Cellular component (GO): centrosome
Source: RefSeq, a predicted model, not a curated record